AUGACAGCUAAGAAGGUGGAGGAAGAAAAUACCCGACAGGAGAUCUUGCGACGUAGACGGUGGAAUACCUGCAAGCACAGCGCGAUCAGCAGGCACAAUCGAUGUAGAAGCAAAAACAAAUGCUACGCCAGGUGGAAGAACAACGGAGAUACAUCGAAGAACAAUAUCGGCUGCCAUAGGCCGCAGACCGUGGAACUUCAAGAAAGGAAGCUAGAGAGUCUGGCUGAGGCCGUUGAGCUGCAAAUGCACGGCAAUAUGGGGCGUUUUGCGCAGAGUGAGUCAAGUAAUUACGAACGCAAGUCGACAAAAGCGCCAGCAAAAACCGUAGUGGCAGGAACAAUGAUGCCCGUUCCUCCUGUCUACAGAGGCAGCUCCGAGAAGGAAAAAGGGAGAUUAUGGACAGCUACACGAUUUCCAUAA
Peronospora belbahrii is the source of this 420-nucleotide messenger RNA. Lineage: Eukaryota; Oomycota; Peronosporomycetes; Peronosporales; Peronosporaceae. The record is from the annotation of a GenBank genome assembly.